AUGCCGCUUCCAACUCGUGAAUUAGGUAAAACUGGAGUUAAAAUUCCAACAAUUGGCUUUGGAUGUAUGGGAAUGAGUGAUUUUUAUGGACAAUCUGACGAGAAGGAAAACAUUAACGUAUUGAACAAAUCGAUCGAAUUAGGAAGUUACUUUUGGGAUACUGCGGAUAUGUAUGGAAGGGGAGCUAAUGAGAUCCUUUUGUCAAAAGUUCUUAAAGAACGUCGUCAUGAAGUAUUUCUUUGUACAAAAUUCGGAGUCGUUCGAGGUCCAAAUGGAGAAUUUUUGGAGAUUAAAGGUGAUCGUGAAUAUGUUCGUCAAGCUUGUGAAAAAUCGUUGAAAAGGCUUGGUAUGGAUUAUAUUGACCUCUAUUAUCAAAUUCGUGUGGAUUCUAAAACACCUAUUGAGGAAACCGUUGCCGCUAUGGCGGAACUUGUGAAAGAAGGAAAAGUGAAAUAUAUCGGACUCUCGGAAUGUUCCGUGAACACACUUCGACGCGCUUGUAAAGUUCAUCCAAUUGCAGCUUUACAGAUCGAGUAUAGUCCAUGGACGCUUGAUAUUGAAAAGAAUGGAAUUAUGGAAGCAUGUCGUGAAUUAGGUGUUACCAUAGUCGCUUAUAGCCCACUUGGUCGCGGAUUCUUAACCGGAAAAUAUAAAUCGAUUGAUGAUUUUGAUCAAAAUGAUCUUAGAAGGACGAGUCCACGUUUCUUGGGUGAUAACUUUAACAAGAAUUUAGAAAUUGUUAAGAAAAUUCAAGAAUUCGCAAGCAAGAAAGGUGUUACUGCAAGUCAACUUUGUCUGGCUUGGGUUUUGGCUCAAGGAGAAAAUAUCGUAGUUCUUCCUGGUACAAGGAAAAUCAAAUAUUUAGAAGAGAAUGUUGGCGCAGCUAAUGUUCAACUUUCGUCUGAGGAAUUAUCUGAAGUUCGUCAAAUUAUUGAUUCCAUUGAGAUCAUUGGACACAGAUAUCCAGCUGAACAUGCAGCAUUUUUGGAAAAUGAAUGA
Molecule: messenger RNA, 999 nt
Organism: Funneliformis caledonium
Lineage: Eukaryota; Fungi; Glomeromycota; Glomeromycetes; Glomerales; Glomeraceae
Source: the annotation of a GenBank genome assembly